This is a messenger RNA of Neoarthrinium moseri, 1542 nucleotides long. RefSeq lists its product as uncharacterized. Bases 1 to 1542 code for a protein of 513 amino acids. The transcript has a single exon. Gene Ontology annotation, biological process: transmembrane transport. The record is from RefSeq and is a predicted model, not a curated record. Gene Ontology annotation, molecular function: transmembrane transporter activity. Lineage: Eukaryota; Fungi; Ascomycota; Sordariomycetes; Amphisphaeriales; Apiosporaceae. Gene Ontology annotation, cellular component: membrane.
AUGAAGGAAGAGACCUUCGCCUCGACAGACGAGAUCCAAUUGGCACAGCUUGGUCAUGGACAAUCCUUCAAGCGAACCUUUAGUCGUUGGACAAUGCUAGGCCUGGCCUUUGCCAUCCUGAAUUCAUGGACUGCACUGGCUGCCUCUCUUUCCCUCGCAUUGCCAUCUGGUGGCUCGGUCUCAGUUAUAUGGGGGCUCGUCACUGCUGGAGUCUGUAACUUGUCCCUAGCCGCCAGCUUGGCCGAGUUCCUGUCCGCGUAUCCUACCGCCGGUGGCCAAUACCACUGGGUCGCUAUGGUGGCUCCUCCGUCUGUCAAGAGACACCUAUCAUGGGUCACGGGCUGGAUCAACCUAUCGGGUUGGGUUGCUCUUGUUGCGACGAACAGUUCUCUCGCAAGCACUCUGAUUAUCAACAUCGUGGCGCUUCUCUAUCCCGAGUUUGAACCUCAACGGUGGCACCAGUUCUUGAUAUAUCUUGGCAUUACGUUUCUAGCAUUCUGUGUCAACGCUUUUCUGGUGUCACUAUUGCCGAGGAUCAACAAGUUUGCGCUGAUUUUCAGCAUUCUUGGCUUCUUCAUCAUUUCAAUCACCCUUCUUGCUUGCGCAGCGCCAGAUUUUGCGACGCCUGAAUAUGUCUUCGCUACGUUUAUCAAUACGACGGGGUGGCCAGAUGGAAUUGCUUGGCUUCUUGGUCUCCUACAAGGAGGCCUGGGUCUGACGGGCUUCGACGCGGUGGCUCACAUGAUUGAAGAGAUCCCCGACGCAGCUCGUCAGGGGCCGAAGAUCAUGCUCGACUGUCAAUACAUCGGAAUAACUACAGGGUUCUUGUUCUUGGUUGUUCUAUUGUUCGCAUCUGGUGGCGUUGACAAUGCUCCGGACGUGAUUGGGUCUUCUGCUGGACCACUGCUAGAGAUUUUCUAUCUCGCAACGAACAACCGAGCAGGUUCCGUGUGUCUUCUUAUGUUCCCGCUCCUAUGUUUGGUGUUUGCUGGAACCGCUUGCUUGACAACUUCGUCACGCAUGAUAUUUGCAUUUGCAAGGGAUGGCGGGCUCCCUGGCUCGAAAAAGCUCUGGGAAGUCCACCAUGCACUCCAAGUGCCUUUGAAUGCUUUGUAUGCCAACGUGGGAGUCGUCGUCAUUUUCGGAUGCAUUUAUCUUGGUUCAACAGUUGCAUUUAACGCUAUUAUCGCAUCCGCAGUUGUUGCUUUGGGGCUGAGUUAUGGAAUACCAAUAGCCUUGAACUUGGGAUACCUCCGACGAAAGCUUCCGGCAAGAAAGUUUACGCUCCCCGACUGGAUUGGGUGGACUGCUAAUAUCAUUGGUGUGGUUUACACCAUUGUCACCACUAUCUUGUUCUUAUUUCCUCCAUCGGUUCCGGUUGACGGCACAUCAAUGAAUUACUGUGUCGUGGCCUUUGCUAUCAUCAUCAUCAUCUCAUCAUUCCAAUGGGUAGUAGACGGAAGGAGGAAUUUUGGAGGGCCCCGCAUAACAAUCGACGGGGAGGUUUCCCAAGGACUAGGCGCAUCUUCUCGACAGGAGUAA